Talaromyces stipitatus ATCC 10500 is the source of this 1107-nucleotide messenger RNA. RefSeq lists its product as uncharacterized. Bases 1 to 1107 code for a protein of 368 amino acids. NCBI's taxonomy places the organism in Eukaryota, Fungi, Ascomycota, Eurotiomycetes, Eurotiales, Trichocomaceae. The transcript is spliced from 2 exons. The record is from RefSeq and is a predicted model, not a curated record.
AUGCAUAUUACGUCAAACGUUCGAAACCUGGAAAAGUUUCUCAAGGCUUUCCCAUGGGCUGGCUCGGAACAGCUUACGGAACCUGAACUCGCUGAACAUUUCGCUGGUAAGCAAGAUGCUCGAGCCCAUCACUACAAUCUUGUAGUUGCCAAGGUUGUCUCUAUUGGAGCUACAGUGACGGAGGACCGUGAGGGUCAUGAGAGGCAACUGGUGCUGAACGAGAUGCUCAUUGCGCCGCUUGUCGGCCGUGAAUCAAGCCUGGGCCACAGCUCGGCUCUGCCCACUGAGGGAAUUGCUGUGGGAUCAACUAUUGACUACGUCAGUACUGGCGGCGGCUUGGGUGUCUCACCGGACAAUCCUCCGGGCAAGGGAGACCCCUCUAAAGUCAAAGUGCUCAGCAUAUUACGCUAUUCGUGUGGCAAAGUAGCCAAAGCUCAGGACUUUGCCAAGGAUUUGCCUUCCGUAGACAAGCUGAAGCCUGUCACUAUUGUUGUGGGGUCCAAGUCCGAUGCAGGAAAGACAACUGUCUGCAUUGACAUCCUGAAGAGCCUUGCUUCUGCUGGACGGCGAGUCGGCAUUGCAAAAACUUCAGGGACUGCGCAACGCAUGGAAAUUGAAGAACUUGCCGUACACGCCAAUCAAGGACUCGAUACAGCGGAUGCUGGUAUGCCGACCACAUACGCUCCGUCUCAGGAGCCCGAUGAGCGGGCUAAAUUCACUCACCAGCAGUCCCUUCUCGCAGCUGAAUCAAACCUACGUGCCCUUUCUGUUGCCAACGAAAUCAUCCUGGUUGAGUUCGGAGGUGAUUUACUGUCUGCAAGUGUGCCUGAGAUUCUCGCUGACCCUGCACGUUUGAACAUUGUGGCAGUAAUCAUGGUAGCAGAAUCGGCAACCGCCGCUAUCGGAAUAGAAACGAAGCUACUGAGGAUCUCUGAGAGUUAUGGUAGUAUCCCAUACUAUAUUCGGGAGACACAAUGUGCAGGAUGUUUUGAUCUAUGGAACAAGAAUAACUCUCUUGCAUCGCAGAGUCAACGAGACGCUAGCGCAGCCUCUUCCCAGGAGUUAAUGCGGAAGCUGUUGGAGCAUUGUAGCCCUGACUCUGUUUAG